Hansenula anomala is the source of this 1437-nucleotide messenger RNA. RefSeq lists its product as uncharacterized. Gene Ontology annotation, biological process: transmembrane transport. The transcript has a single exon. The record is from RefSeq and is a predicted model, not a curated record. The coding region runs from base 1 to 1437 and encodes 478 amino acids. Gene Ontology annotation, cellular component: membrane. NCBI's taxonomy places the organism in Eukaryota, Fungi, Ascomycota, Saccharomycetes, Phaffomycetales, Wickerhamomycetaceae.
AUGUCCAUAAGGCUCGGUACUGUGAUAUACACAGCUGUGAAGCCCAUUUUCAAGAUCUAUUUCAUCAUUCUUUGUGGGUUCUUCUUGGGGAAGAGAAACAUCCUUACGGUGGAAACUGCGAGAAAUGUAUCAGAUAUUGUUGUAUCUCUAAUUUUACCAUGCUUAGUGUUUAAUAAGAUUGUUACCAACAUAGAGAACUCAGAUAUCAAACAGAUAGGUAUUGUUGUGCUGGUGAGCAUAGUCCUUUUUGGAUUAGGUGGGUUAGGUUCAUUGAUUAUCUAUUACACAACAAAAAGUCCCAGAUAUUGGAAAGGUGGUUGCGUUAUGGUGGGAUUAUGUCCAAAUAUUUCAGAUCUACCAAUUGCAUACAUAUCUACACUGGCUUCUGGAUUGGUUUUCAGUGAAAAGGAAGGUGAUAUGGGGAUUGCCUAUAUAUGUAUAUUUACUGCUGUUCAGGUGUUUAUGCAAUUCAAUCUAGGGAGUUUCAAACUAAUAGGUUGGGAUUUUGACCAGCAAAGAAAGCAUGAAGACCUAGAACAGUCACCAAAAUCCCCAGAGAACCCGUUGGAAGAUGAAGAGGAUACAUCAAGUUCAAGAUCGUCAUAUGAUCCAAACCAAAAUCAAGUUAUCCCAUUGGAAGAUUUAGAAAGAACAAAUACAACAGCAACAAAUGCAACUUCAAACUUGUCAUUAAGAAGAGCAAGAUCUCAAUCAAUGCAUGACGUUAUCAAUGAAUAUUCACAAGCCUCAAGAAUAAUAUCUGGUAAAUCUCAACCAGCACCAGGUGAAUUCACAGAUUUGAAGACAAUACCCACAUCAACAGCAUCAUCAAAGAAACAGAAACCCAAAAUUGUUCAAUUUUGUCUAUUCUUUUUAGAUAAUUUCAAAAGACCAUUAUCAAUUGCAUUAGUCGUUGCCAUUAUAAUCUCCAUGAUUCCUUGGGUUAAAGCAUUAUUCGUCACAACUGAUCAAGCUUCAUUACCAAAUGCUCCAGAUCAACAACCGCCACUAUCAUUCAUUAUGGAUUUCACUGGUUAUUUAGCAAAUGCCUGUGUCCCACUAGGGUUAUUGAUCCUUGGAUCUACAUUAUCAAGAUUAAGUAUAGGUGCUAUGCCACCAGGAUUUUGGCAAACUCCAUUAGCUUUGAGUAUCCUAAGAUUAGUGAUUUUACCAAUCAUUGGAGUAUUGAUUAAUACAAGAUUGCACACGAUUGGAUGGUAUGAUGAUGACAAGAUCUUACAGUUUGUUAGUACGAUUGUUUUUGGGUUGCCCAACGCAACUAGUUUGAUUUAUUUGACUGCAUUUUAUACACCAUUGGAAGGUGAUCAUAAACAAAUGGAUUAUUUGGCAUUGACUUAUAUCAUUGAGUAUCCAUUAUUGGCUAUCAGUUUACCAUUCGUAACGACAUAUACUAUUAAAGUGUCUUUAGGUUAUUGA